AUGAUGGACACUUGGAAUGGCAAUUUACGACUUGAUGAUAGCAAUGAGAUACGAGAUGUCUGGACCGCAGAUGAAGAGACUGGAACCUGGUUCAGCAAUCUACUGCUCAGCAAUAACGAUGCAGAACCCCAAGGGCAAGAAUGGUGGCAGAGCGCUACCGUCGAAUCACCUUUGGGCAUUCUAGCUGCAGUAAAAGUCGCUGAUGCAAGCAAAACAUUUCAGCCGCGGAUAACGGAGAUACUCUUUUAUGCUGCUAGAAAGCAUGUCCAACAAGACCUUGCCUCGCCAUCACACGAUGAAGCUUCUUCAUCAAGCCAGGAACUCGGACUCUAUGCUCUUCCUCUAUCCUCUGAUUUAUUACUUUUCAACGAUACGGAUAUCACACCACCCACCUCUCCAGUCCCGGGGACUUCAGAUCCAAGCACAAUAGACGGUCGUUUCAUCCCUCGGCCCUGGGACGAACCAACCCUCCGCCAAAAACGCAAGACCGCCCUCGACUCCACCUUCUCCGCCGCCUCUUCGCGCCGAAACCGACACUCAGGGGCCUCAAUAGCCGCAGCCGCACCCUCAAACAGUCCUUCCUUGUUGCCUUCCCUGCCACGUCUAAAGUCAGAAGCAAGCAGGGGCUCCGUACCCCUCCUCACACGACCAAAAAGCCGCAGCCCGAGUAUAGCAAGUCUGCGCCGCGAUCCCACGCUGCCAGAAACAAAACGGGUAGCGUCAGGGUUAUCGCGAGCAACUCCCGCACCUGCCACAUCAUCAUCUUCAGAGCAAGAAGUCCUGCAGCAGAAAAAUAAAGAUAUGGUGUCUAAAGUUGUGUUGGCUGGCCUACGUGUCUGGGGCUUCAGCGCUUCGAAGAGAAAGAAACGGGUGUCUACUUCGACGUUGGCGGCGGAGGCGGUGGAUCCAGAGGAAGAGGCUAGAGAUGAAGAGUACAAGUUACUGUAUCACCACGUCUACAAAGCCGCUUGUUUUGCUUUUAGAGCUUGGAUAGGCAAGGAAGAUUUGAGUGCCAAGGAGUUUGCGGAUAGAGUGAGGGAUACCGUAGAUUCGCUGUUGGGGAUUUUGUGUAAGGACCCUAUGGAGCAGUUGGGAGCCGAUGAGAUGGAUUUAAGCGAAGGGUUCAAGGGCGCUGUCGUGAGGACACCUAAAGGAGAGUUAGGAGAAGACGAGAGGGGGCUGAGAUGA
This is a messenger RNA of Aureobasidium uvarum, 1188 nucleotides long. The record is from the annotation of a GenBank genome assembly. Lineage: Eukaryota; Fungi; Ascomycota; Dothideomycetes; Dothideales; Saccotheciaceae.